AUGUGGUCCUCGUGCCGACAUCUAUGGGUGGUUGUGCUAUAUCUUGUGCACUUCACAGCAUGUCUUUCAGCUCAAUCCACCUACUGGCUUGCGAACAAGCCCAAUGUUGGAAAAGUGGCAUUUCAAGACCCAAGCUAUCCGGUGUUUCGCAACGUCAAAGACUAUGGCGCCACGGGUGGAGGCGUACAAGAUGACUCUGAUGCUAUCAAUCGCGCUAUUGCGGCCCCUGGCAACCGAUGCGGCGGUGGAAAUUCGACCUAUGGGUCAUUUUGUCAAUCUUCUACAGUGACGCCAGCCCUGGUCUAUUUCCCGCCGGGAACAUACCUCGUAUCCAAGCCACUGGUUAUGUACUACUUUACACAGAUGGUAGGAGAUGCCGUCAACCCGCCCACGAUCAAGGUGCAGUCCAAUUUCACCAACAUCGUUGGGCUUGCCGUCCUCGACGCCAAUAUAUACAUUCCAAGUGGGAGUGGCUCCGAAUGGUACGCCAACCAGAACAAUUUCUACCGGCAAGUCCGCAAUUUCAUCAUCGAUAUGACUACCGCGCCCCUCAAGACUGCCGGCAUACACUGGCAAGUGGCUCAAGCGACCAGUUUGCAAAACGUUGUGAUCAACAUGGUGGCCAAAGAUGUGGUAAACAACCAACAACAAGGAAUCUAUAUGGAGAACGGCUCAGGAGGGUUCUUCUCUGACAUGGUCAUCACGGGUGGCGCUGUCGGUAUGUAUCUAGGUAACCAGCAAUUUACCACGCGCAAAAUCCAUCUGGACGGCUGUCUCACCGCCAUCAAAAUGAAUUUCGACUGGCUCUGGACCUUCACACAAAUUACGAUUACAAACUCCGACGUUGGUAUCGACAUGACCAACGGCGGCUUUUCCAAUCAAGCCAUUGGAUCACUGGUACUGUUGGACAGCACCAUUUCAGCUACACAGGGCAUUUUAACACCAUAUGCCCCAGGAUAUAGCUCUCCCCAGGCAGCUGGGACCCUGAUAUUGGAGAACGUGGAUUUCACCGGCAGCCAGGCAGCCAUUUCGGCCGCUGGCGGCACACAGGCACGAACUGUUCUGGCCGGCGGGCAAUUUAUUCCGUUGUUCGCUCAGGGCAAUGCUUGGACAACCGCUGGUCAGGCACUAAACGGCCAGAGCUUCAAUGGAACCACAUGUACCUAUGCAAAUUCCAGUCAAACCGCCUACUCGGCCCAGGAGACGACCAUCCAGCGACAACUUGCACCUAUUCCCCGGCCGUCCAGUUUGGUGGACAGCAAUGGCCAGUACAUUUAUCGCGUGAAACCGCAAUAUGAGACGCUCCAGUGGAGUUCGUUCUUGAGUGCUAAAGCGCAUGGGCUUCUGGGGGAUGGUGUUACAGACGAUACGGUUGCCAUGCAGGCCUUAUUCAACCUCGCAGCCAACACUGGCCAGAUAGUCUACUUUGACAAAGGUGCCUAUAUUGUCUCAAGCACGGUGACAGUACCCCCAAACGUGAAAAUCACGGGGGAGCUACUCAGCAUCAUCAUGGCCACCGGGUCCUUCUUCAACAGCGAGAUGAACCCGAAACCUAUGUGGAAAAUUGGCAAUCCGGGUGACGUUGGAACCGUGGAAAUCUCAGAUCUUAUCUUCGAAACCAAGGGACCCUGUCCUGGUGCCAUCAUGAUUGAAUGGAAUAUCAAGGCAGCAGGCCCAGCGCUUGCCGGCAUUUGGGACGCUCAUUGGCGCAUAGGCGGGUCUGCUGGAACACAGCUUCAGCAGGACACUUGCAUCAAAACGCCAGCCACGCCGAUAGCGUCGGGAAAUGCCAAAUUGACAAACUGCAUUGGAGCUUUCUUGCUGUUGCACGUUACUCCACAAGCUGAUGGAUACUUUGAAAAUACCUGGGGCUGGGUGGCAGAUCAUGAAUUGGACAUGGGCACAAGGGAUCAGGUCUACAUCUUUAACAAAGGGGGCUUCUUGAUCGAAAGCAACAACGGCCCAGUGUGGAUGUAUGGCACUGCUGCCGAGCACUCGGUCAUGUAUGACUACCAGUUUGUCAACGCCAGGAACGUCUUCAUGGGCCACAUUCAGCACGAAACAGCAUACUUCCAGGGCAACCCGAACGCUUUGCUUCCGUUCACUCCACAAGACUCGUGGCACGACCCUACAUACUCCGACUGUGUUCAACCCAAUUGUGCUCGGACGUGGGGGCUCCGAUUCGUCAACAGUUCUUCCAUCUUCAUGUACGGGGGUGGCUUGUACAAUUUCUUCGAGAACUGGAACACCCAGGCAUGUCUGGGCACGGAGAGUUGCCAGGAGAGAAUGGUGGACAUUCGGAACUCGACCGAUAUCUAUUUGUGGGCACUCAGUACCAAGGGCUCGCAGUUCAUGAUCAGUUAUGAAGGCACAGAUGUGGUGCCCUAUUCGGUCAACAAGGCGAACUUUUGCGAGACAAUUGCGUUGUUUGAACUGGCUGCUGAUCAGUGA
Molecule: messenger RNA, 2451 nt
Organism: Exophiala dermatitidis NIH/UT8656
Lineage: Eukaryota; Fungi; Ascomycota; Eurotiomycetes; Chaetothyriales; Herpotrichiellaceae
Product: glucan 1,3-beta-glucosidase
Exons: 4
Coding region: 1-2451 (816 amino acids)
Molecular function (GO): polygalacturonase activity
Source: RefSeq, a predicted model, not a curated record